AUGGUGGUAGACUCAAGGGUCAGAAUGAAUAACUUUGUGAUGGGAGUGUCUGAUUCGGUAGUCAAUGUAUGUCGUUCGACAAUGCUUAUCCCAAGUAUGAAUAUUUCAAGUCUUAUGGUCCAUGCCGAACAAAUUGAGGAGCAAAAGCUCAAGAAAAUGAAUAGGGAGGUGAAGAGGGCUAGGACCGGUGAUAAGAACUUUUCCAAUGUUAAGUCUGAUGGGCAAGGUCGGCAAAGGUUCAAACAAAGUUCCUCUAGUGCUUGCCCAAUGGUCAACAAGGAUAGCGUACUUAACCCUAAGCCUCAAAAAGGGUAUGACAAGAUUCGCCAUCAAUUGAAGAAUUACCCAACACUUACAGCCAAGGGAAGAGAAGAUAAGCAAAAUCCACCAAGCGGUUCACACUCCAAUGCUAAAAAGCAAAACCACUUUUAUGCUCUUCGAGAAGACCAUGAGAGCUCACCGGAUGUGGUGACUGGUAUGUUACAAGUCUUUUCUAUUGAUGCAUAUACUUUGUUAGACCCCGGUGCCACUUUGUCCUUUGCGACACCUUUUAUGGCCAUGAAAUUUGAAAUACUCCCCGAAGUGUUAUUGGAGCUUUUUUCAGUUUCUACUCCAGUUGAAGAUGAAAAGAAAGAGUUAGUCCGAGAGGUUCAUAGAUUGGCCCAGCUAGGUGUCCAACUAGUAGAUUCUCCUAAGGGUGAUUUCACGGUUCACAGUGGCUCUGAAUCAUCCUUUGUGGUAGAUGUGAAGUCUAAACAAGGACUUGAUCCUAUAUUAAUAUAA
Solanum verrucosum is the source of this 783-nucleotide messenger RNA. RefSeq lists its product as uncharacterized. The transcript has 3 exons. Lineage: Eukaryota; Viridiplantae; Streptophyta; Magnoliopsida; Solanales; Solanaceae. The coding region runs from base 1 to 783 and encodes 260 amino acids. The record is from RefSeq and is a predicted model, not a curated record.